This is a messenger RNA of Kwoniella botswanensis, 357 nucleotides long. RefSeq lists its product as uncharacterized. The record is from RefSeq and is a predicted model, not a curated record. Bases 1 to 357 code for a protein of 118 amino acids. The transcript has a single exon. Lineage: Eukaryota; Fungi; Basidiomycota; Tremellomycetes; Tremellales; Cryptococcaceae.
AUGAGCCGUAAACAACAACCUGAAGAUUGUCUUGAAGAAGCCAGAAGGCGUUUGGGCAGUAAUAACAUCGAUGAUGAGCAGGUGGAUGAGAUGGAAUUACCGUACGAGGGGAUAAUCAGUAGCAACACUGACAAGACAGCUAAGUCAAAAUCAUUGGAUGAUGAUGAUGACGUUGGACACUCGGAUAGAAUGGAAGAUGCGGAUGGAGCUGAGUUGGUAAUUACAAGAACCAAUCGUUCUGGUAGAUCCUUCAAGACUAUCUAUACUGCUAGAAAAGGGGAUCAUGAAAUGGAAGUGCUAAGUAGUGGUAGUGGUAGUGGUAGUGGUAGUGAUGAAAGUCUGGGUAGUCAAUCAUAG